Molecule: messenger RNA, 1934 nt
Organism: Melanotaenia boesemani (Boeseman's rainbowfish)
Lineage: Eukaryota; Metazoa; Chordata; Actinopteri; Atheriniformes; Melanotaeniidae
Gene: acbd6
Product: acyl-CoA binding domain containing 6
Exons: 8
Coding region: 194-1093 (299 amino acids)
Molecular function (GO): protein binding; fatty-acyl-CoA binding
Source: RefSeq, a predicted model, not a curated record
AGAACCAAUGAUGGACUAGCAGUAGAAAUAAGUCCGACACUCCGUGAAUCUCAACGAUAACGAUUUAAAAGCAAGAUCAACAAGGUAAUACUUUAAAAAUAUACAUCUGGAGGAUACUUUCGUUCGCUUUUACUAUUUCUCACGAGGAUAAACGAUUCUCGUAAUCUGAGACGGUACACUGAAAACAAUAACAAUGGCUUCUGGUUCACCGUCGUCCUCUCCGGACACUGCGACGGGCUCGGGUACAGAUCCAGCCCGGCCCGACACAGGGGAGCCUCUCGGUGGAGCGGGCUCGGACUCGGACUCGGACUUGGGUCUUUGUAAAUUUGACUGCAGUGCCAUGGACAUGGGAGACCGGCUGGAGGGAGAGGAGCUGGAGCGGGAGUUUGAUUCUGCUGCUGACCGUAUAAGAGAUUUGAUUCAAACCGCCAACAGGGACCAGCUGCUCUACCUAUACGCCCGCUAUAAACAGGCCAAAGUAGGAAAGUGCAAUACACCAAAACCUGGCUUUUUCGAUUUUGAAGGACAGAGAAAAUGGCAAGCCUGGAAGCAGCUUGGAGACAUGGUGCCAGAACAGGCAAUGCAAGAGUACAUUUCUUGUGUCAAUGUGUUAGACCCCGAAGGCAGCACGAAGGAAAGACAAGGAGCAGAAAGGAGAACGGGUUUUGGAGGAGCGGCUGUCAGCUGUCUAUACCAGGAGGAGAUGAUAAGGGAAGAGGAUAAGAACAUCUUUGACUACUGCAGAGAAAAUAACAUCGACCACAUCAGCAAGGCCCUCAGCGCCCAGAAAGUGGAUGUCAAUACUAAAGAUGAAGAGGGCCGCGCUCUCCUGCACUGGGCCUGUGACAGAGGACACAAGGAGCUGGUGUCUUUUUUACUGCAGCACAAAGCAGACAUAAACAGUCAGGACAAUGAAGGACAGACAGCGUUACAUUAUGCAUCGGCGUGUGAGUUCGCUGACAUCGUAGAGCUUCUCCUUAAUGCCGGAGCUGACCCGUUCAUCAAAGACAUGGAGGGCUCGCUUCCUGAGGAGGUCACUGACUCCAGUGCCAUUUCCUCACUUCUGUGCCAGUACACUGCUCCAAAAGGCUAGAUCAUCCUUACCGGCCACCACCCCAGUCUUUUCCCAUAUCCUUGUCUCUUCCUUGUUACAGUCAUUUGCUCAUUCCUGAAGUAAUUCUGUUCAACCCCUUCUGAUUGUAUACCAAGACUACAGAAGGUUUGUUUGCCUUUUUUUUAUAUAUAUAUAUAUAUAAAUAUAUAUAUCUAUCUAUAUAUUUUUUAUUUUUUUCCCCAAGUUCUUGAGGUGAGUUUGAUUGCAUCAGCUUAUGCAAUGAGCUACAGUUGGGGACAAUGAUCAUCCCAUUUGAUAAGACACAAGACAUUUCAGACAAUGCAUGUAUUUUGACUCUUUUAAAAGCUGUAUAUUUACUAUCCCCUUUGUGGGGUUGGGUGAUACUGUGUUUGCUAAAAGACAGAAAAAAUUUAUCAAGGUCUUGCUGUACUAAGAAAACUGUUCCUUGGCUACCUCCUGUCAAAUUAGCCUUUUCUUGGCAAUAUAGCAAAACUAAUAGGCUGAAAUUUGCAAACAUUUAAGUGAAAACAUUUGUUCAUCAAUGUGUUGCAGUUUACGGAUUUAUCAGGCUUUGCAGUCACUGGAUGAAACAAAAACGGACAAUUCAAAUCUUCUUUUUAAAACAGCAUACAAUUCCACAAAAUUCACAUUAAUUAUUAUCGCUAGAUACAGUACCAUAUAACCAUAGAAGAUACCAUAUCACCCACUCUUACUACUGAGGUCUGACAGUCUGCCCAGACCUUUUAGUCUGGGUCACUCCUCUCUAACAGUUUCUUCAUGAUUCAUUAUUGAGUUGUGUUACAAACCAAGGAAUGUUUAUAUCAUUCAAUGUGCAUAAUCAUUAAAGCCUUCAACAAAG